This is a messenger RNA of Capronia epimyces CBS 606.96, 900 nucleotides long. RefSeq names its product alcohol dehydrogenase. Gene Ontology annotation, cellular component: cytosol. Bases 1 to 900 code for a protein of 299 amino acids. Gene Ontology annotation, molecular function: aldose reductase (NADPH) activity. Lineage: Eukaryota; Fungi; Ascomycota; Eurotiomycetes; Chaetothyriales; Herpotrichiellaceae. The record is from RefSeq and is a predicted model, not a curated record. The transcript is spliced from 4 exons.
AUGGCGACUAUCGACCACACCUCCCAGAAGUUCACCCUCAACACCGGGGGCCAAAUCCCUGCCAUAGGGCUUGGGACGUGGAAAUCGCCGCCAGAGCAAGUCCGUAAAGCUGUCAGCCACGCGCUUCAGACGGGAUAUCGACACAUCGACACAGCUCUCAACUAUCAGAACGAAGUCGAGGUUGGCCAGGGCAUUCGAGAGUCGGGGGUUCCGCGAGACCAGAUCUGGGUGACUACCAAGCUGGACAACCCCUGGCACCACAGGGUCCGAGAAGGGUUCGAGAAGUCCCUGAGCGACUUGGGGGUUGGGUACAUCGACUUGUACCUGGUGCACUUCCCGUGCUCAACCGAUCCAACUGACCCUUCUAAACACUUGCCGGAUUGGGAUUUCGUGAAAACAUGGCAAGAAAUGCAGAAACUGUUGGCCACUGGGACCGUUCGGAACAUCGGCGUGUCCAACUUCCAGAUUCACCACCUUGAGAAACUCCUUGCCGACCCUUCCUGCAAGGUUGUUCCAGCCGUGAACCAGAUCGAGCUUCACCCCGGCAAUCCCUCUCCUAAAUUGUUGGAGUAUUGCAAGUCGAAAGGCAUCCACUGCACAGCUUACUCCUGCCUCGGAGGUGCCACGGACAAUCCACUCUACAAGGAGCCUAUACUGGGUCAGAUAUCACAUGCCAAGGGGAAGACUCCUUCUCAGAUCCUACUGAUGUGGAGUCUCCAAAGAGGCACCAGCAUUAUCCCCAAGAGCGUGACGCCUUCGAGGAUAGAGGAAAACUUCCAGUUGGAUGGCUGGGAGCUGACCAAGGAUGAGAUGGAAGCUUUGAGCGGUAUCAAGACCCGCUUCAAGGUCGUCCAAGAUGCGUGGAUGCCCAUAAAGGUCUUUUUCGGGGAUGACGAAUGA